Messenger RNA from Vigna radiata var. radiata (mung bean), 1590 nucleotides. RefSeq names its product probable polyamine transporter At3g13620. Gene Ontology annotation, biological process: transmembrane transport. NCBI's taxonomy places the organism in Eukaryota, Viridiplantae, Streptophyta, Magnoliopsida, Fabales, Fabaceae. The record is from RefSeq and is a predicted model, not a curated record. Gene Ontology annotation, cellular component: membrane. The coding region runs from base 110 to 1525 and encodes 471 amino acids. Gene Ontology annotation, molecular function: transmembrane transporter activity. The transcript has a single exon.
ACUUCUCAAUUGUUUCUCUCGAAUCUCACAACUUUCGCUACUCGCAGUUACAUGUCUCAUCUUUUAUAAACCAACCAACCAUUUGAAACAAACAGGGCAAUCAGUCGUCAUGGGUGUCGAAGAAAUACCUUCUACACGCGCCACCGCAACUGAAACCAACACCGCUUCCGGAAACGCCGCCAAAGUGAAGAAACUCACUCUCAUCCCUCUUAUAUUCCUCAUCUACUUCGAAGUUGCCGGUGGCCCCUACGGCGAAGAGCCCGCGGUUCAAGCGGCGGGCCCCCUCCUUGCUCUCCUAGGCUUCCUCAUAUUCCCCUUCAUCUGGAGCGUCCCCGAAGCCCUAAUCACUGCGGAGCUAACUACAGCCUACCCCGGCAACGGCGGCUUUGUGCUGUGGGCGGAACGAGCCUUCGGCCCCUUCUGGGGCUCCCUAAUGGGAACGUGGAAGUUCCUGAGCGGUGUCAUCAACAUCGCAUCUUUCCCCGUCCUCUGCAUCGAAUACGUCCAAAAAAUCUUCCCCGUUCUCCGAUCUGGCUGGCCCCGCCAGGUGGCAGUCAUAGCUUCAACCCUGGCUCUUUCAUUCCUGAAUUACACCGGCCUCACCAUCGUGGGCAAUGUCGCUGUGUUACUCGCUGUGGUUUCUCUNUCCCCCUUCGUGUUAAUGUCCCUCAUCGCCAUCCCCAAGAUUAAACCGCAUAGGUGGGUUAGCUUGGGUCAGAAGGGGGUUAAGAAAGAUUGGAACUUGUUCUUCAACACGCUCUUCUGGAACCUCAACUUCUGGGACAACGUCAGUACCUUAGCCGGGGAAGUUGAUAAACCGAACAAGACUUUCCCUUUGGCUCUUCUUGUUGCAGUCAUUUUCACCUGCGUCUCCUACUUGAUCCCUCUCUUCGCUGUCACUGGAGCAGUAUCGGUUGAUCAGAGCCAAUGGGAAACUGGGUUCCAUGCGCAGGCUGCGGAAAUUAUCGCAGGAAAAUGGUUGAAAAUCUGGAUUGAAGUCGGGGCAGUAUUAUCGGCAAUUGGUCUUUUCGAGGCCCAAUUGAGCAGCAGCGCGUACCAGGUUCUGGGCAUGGCGGAGAUCGGGAUUCUGCCCAAGUUUUUCGGAGUUAGGUCAAAGUGGUUCAACACGCCUUGGUUGGGAAUUCUGUUAUCGACUUUGAUAUCUAUUGGUGUGUCUUACAUGGACUUCACUGACAUAAUUUCUUCGGCGAAUUUCUUGUACAGUUUGGGGAUGUUGUUGGAGUUUGCAUCGUUUCUUUGGCUGAGGUGGAAGUCGCCCUCCAUUGAAAGGCCUUACCGUGUUCCCCUGAAGCUGCCACUGUUGGCAGUGAUGUGCUUCAUACCCUCUGGUUUUCUGGUUGUCAUAAUGGUUAUUGCUACCAAAACUGUUUAUUUGGUGAGUGGUAUCAUGACUGUAGCUGGAAUUGGGUUUUUCUUGUUCAUAAAACUCUGUAAGACAAAGAACUGGGUAGAGUUCAGCGUGGAGGAACAGAAAGAAACCCCCUUUGAAACGCAUGUGUUUUGAUGGAAUCAAAAUUGAAAGUGUAAUUGUUUGAUGUUUAAUGUUUGAAUUUCAAGUUCAGUACGAGA